AUCGAUUGUAAAUAAUUGUAUAAAUACGCUUGACUUGUAUGCUUGAUCUGAUCUGCCUGCCUGACUUGUUAUCUGCUGUUUGUCUGUAGAAUACACUUUCUACACCUUACCCAGCCUUUUUGAUCGAGUCAGCAGAGUUGGGGACAACGGACCAGAAAAGACUAUCGAGUCGCUGAAUCAUUGAUCCUUCGUUCGUUCGAGUAAGACGCAUCAGUAAUCGCAUUCAAGCAAUAACGAAACAUAACAAAUUGGCGACGGUGGUUUUUCGAUUAUGGACCCUGCCAAACUUGAACUGUUACUUGAGCAGCAGCUAAAAUUGAUGCAAAUGUUAAUGGAGACCAAGGUUACGCCUCCCUUACAGCCAAGCACGCCUAGUUCAACCACGGCACCAUCAGUAGAUGGCAUCGCAAAUAGCAUAGCUGAAUUUCAUUACGAUCCUGAUUCUAAUGUUACUUUUGAAAUGUGGUUCAGGCGUUAUGAAGAUCUAUUUAAAUUUGAUUUCGCCAAUCAAGAUGAUGCUUGGAAAGUGCGGCUGCCUAUUUGAGACAUAACAAUUGGCGAAUAAGUCGAAUCAGUAGUAUCCUCAAGGAUAACGAACCUAACAAUUGGCGACGGGGUAAAAAAAAGAACAAUCCAAAGUCAGCCUUCAGCAUCCAGAUUUGUCAUCAGUGUCCUUCAGCUACAUUGGUCAUUAAUCAAACAGUAAUUUUCAUUACCGGUGCUGAAUAAAAAAAAAUGACUCUCCCUUCCGAUCGAGUACAGCUGCUAUUUGAAAGACAGUUGGAGUUUUUAGUCAAAUUACGCACGCAGCUGUUAAAUCACUCAUGCUUUGGAGAUGCAACGGAAGUGGAUGGAUUGAUCUCUCAACUGCACACAGAGCUGGAAAAUGUUUGCAGCCCCAAUGAAUCCCCGAUAAACCGUAUUUCAAACGGUACAACAGUCACUCAAGAUUCGCCCAGUGGUCCAGUCUUCUCCAUUCCAGAAACAUGCCCGGUAAUGGACUCAAACUCCAUUAUCCCCAAAACAGCAUGUGCAGACGGUGACUUAUCCAGCUCACAAACACACUCCCUGGUAAAUCCUCAUAUAAUUGUCGCAAUAACCACCCAUGAAACAGAAAACAAAUCGAGCAGUGCACUGAAUACAACUGCUUCAAAUGGUUCUCAUCAGUCUGCGACAGAUGUUUUUGACAAAUCUUAUUAUCAAGAUUCUCUCUUACCAGAAAAUAUGUCAGAUGCAUCAAAUGAUGAUCAAAAACUUAAUACAAUUUUGAUAGAUGCUAAUUACCUUGAUGAUCGAUUAUCUACAAAUAAGAUUCCAAAUAAAUUUGGUCACAAUAUUUCAGAAGAAUUAAACUUCGAACACCUCACAUCAAGUGUUGUUCAGCCUCAAGACUUAGUCACUUUCAGUCAAUUCUCUGUUCAGUGCGAUAAAUAUGUCUUAAAUAAAUUCAAGUUAAUUAUAACGUGGGCAUAUGAGGAUCCAACACUGUUUCGUGGGGGAGGAUGGACCUGGAAAACUUAAAAUCCGGAUAUCAACUCCGGAUCUUCUAAAAAGGGGAGGAGUGUUGGGGACGAUAGAUCCCCAAACUCAUAUUUUGAAUUUUAUCGCAUCGAUCAACUUAUUGAUUAAACGUUUAAAUAUUUGUAUUGAAGUCAAUUGAUGAACUAUCGAUUAAAUGCGCAAAUAGGUCAAUUAAUGAACUCAUUGAUUAAUGUUUAAAAAUUUUCUAUCGAUUGUAAAUAAUUGUAUAAAUACGCUUGACUUGUAUGCUUGAUCUGAUCUGCCUGCCUGACUUGUUAUCUGCUGUUUGUCUGUAGAAUACACUUUCUACACCUUACCCAGCCUUUUUGAUCGAGUCAGCAGAGUUGGGGACAACGGACCAGAAAAGACUAUCGAGUCUCUGAAACCUUGAUCCGAUCGAUAAGUCACUGUCAUAUAAUCGGCUGUCUUUUGAG
Molecule: messenger RNA, 1955 nt
Organism: Schistosoma haematobium
Lineage: Eukaryota; Metazoa; Platyhelminthes; Trematoda; Strigeidida; Schistosomatidae
Exons: 1
Coding region: 736-1521 (261 amino acids)
Source: RefSeq, a predicted model, not a curated record